Rotaria sordida is the source of this 1027-nucleotide messenger RNA. Lineage: Eukaryota; Metazoa; Rotifera; Eurotatoria; Philodinida; Philodinidae. The record is from the annotation of a GenBank genome assembly.
AUGAAUAUCCUUUAUUUUAUUUAUUAUUUACUGAUUAUUCAACUCCUUGAAUUAUCAUCAUCAUCAUCAACUGGUUAUUUACUUGCACUUUCUAACACAUCAUUUAUUUAUUCUCGAUUCAGUUCUACAAGUCAUCAUGAAUAUGAAACAAGUUAUGAAGUUAUACUUAUCAAUCGAUACAUGUCAAUGGAAGUUAUAGACAAAGUGUUAAAUCACAUAAAUGAUUGUUAUCAAUAUUCAGUAGAUACUGAAAGUGAAAUGUCAAACAACGAAUUAUCCAUUAUACAAUUUCAUACAAUUCCUCGUACAUUACCAUCACAAGUACUUAUUAUCGAAUUAUCACAACUGCCAAAUCGAGAAUCUCACUUAUCACGUAAUGAAAUAUACUCAUGGGGGAACAUGAACCUCGAACUUGAAUCAGCAAAUUAUUUAUUCGCAUGGCCAAUAACAUCAGAAUUAAUUAAUCUUCAGCCGCACUUUGCUGAUAAAACAAACACCUUGUCGCAUUGGUCAUAUGGCCUAACUUCAAUUGGUUCAUCAUUAACACAAGCACAGCGUACAAGAAUGAUAAAUUAUGCUAAAUACGAUGUGAUGGCAGUAACCUAUCUCAUCAGACCAAUUACUGAACAAUGGUCGUUUACAAGAACAAAAGAAUCAAGCAUUGAAGAAAUGUUUAUUACAUUUCAAUCAAUACGACCACCACCAUUACGUCAACAAAAAUCGAAAAAGAAGAAAAAAAAUAUUAAUAUUCAAAAAUUGUCGAAAAUAUUUACAUCCAUUCAGGAUCCUGAUUAUGAAUUAAUUUCAUCAGAUGAUGAGAUAUAUUUAAAUCAAUUAAUUGAACCAAAUGAUUAUAAAAAUGAACAAGAUAAUAAUAAUAAUAAUAAUAAUGAUAAUAAAAUUAAUUUAUUACAAGAUCAAAUCGAACCAAUUGAUGCUGAUUAUAUACUAAUUAUUAAUGAUGAUGAACCAAUUGAACGAAUUCAACAACAAGAACCUGAACCAGUUAAUGAUAAUUUAUUAAAUG